ACUUACGAUCCGGAAGAAAUGCUGAGCGGGCUCGAGAAAUGCUGUAAAUGCUUGUCUAAAAGCCCACUCGAUCUUCAAUUUCUUCCAGCGCCGGCAAAAAGCAGCAGGACGAUCGAAACCCGUCCGAGGCGACAAGUUGUAAGCAUCAACUCCCUGUAGCCGACACGAUCCAGAAGAGAAGAUCCUGGGCAAAACAUGAAACCCGGCAAGCUCCUCCGCCGUCCCCAUGACCUCAAACGCCAAUGCCUCGCCGCUGUCCCUUCUACCGUCGACGCUCUCUUCUCCCUCCAUUUCUCUUCGUCCGCCUCGCAAAGCGCCUGCGACCAACCCCAAGUCGCCAUCACCCCGCGGGCGCUGCUGGGUUCGGUCCAGUCUUCUCAGUGGCAUUUCGUCGAACAGGUCUCGGACCGCCUCACUCCCUCCCUGAUUUCGACCACCCUCUCGGCUCUCGAGAAAAGGCCCGAACUUGCUCUCGGGUUCGUGACCCGCGUCGACACCAGGUGCUUAGACACGAGGACCUCCUGCCUCGCGCUCGCCAUCGUUUCGCGGCUCCCGGAUCCGAGGCCCGCGCUGCAGCUCGUGAAGAGGAUCAUCCGCAGCGUCGAUGCCACCGUAAAAGAGGUCUUCGAUGAACUGGUGAGCUUGCGCGGUCAGUCGGGCACGAAAAGUAGCAUUGUCUUUGAUUUCUUGGCAAGGGCUUGUUGUGAAUUGAAGAUGGGUCAUGAGGCGUUGGAGUGCUUUGACAUGAUGAAAGAGAAGGGCAUCUUGCCAAAGACCGAGACUUGUAAUAGCAUGUUGAGUCUGUUAUUGAAGUUGGACAGGAGAGAGACCGCUUGGGUUUUGUAUGCUGAGAUGUUUAAGUUGAGGAUUAAAUCGAGUGUCCACACUUACAACAUAAUGAUCAAUUUGUUGUGCAAGGAGGGAAAGUUGAAGAAGGCGAAGGAGUUUAUUGGUUGGAUGGAUGGUUUGGGUAUAAAGCCUAAUGUUGUCACAUACAACACGUUAGUACAUGGAUAUUGCUCGAAAGGGAGGGUUCAAGCUGCUCUAAUGAUUUUUAAUGCAAUGAAAGCUAAAGGCAUUGAACCGGAUUCCUAUACGUAUGGACCGAUCAUUAAUGGGAUGUGUAAGGAGGGGAGACUUGAGGAGGCAUCCAAAUUUUUGGGCAAAAUGUUGGAAGUUGGGUUAGUCCCCAGUGCUGUGGUUUAUAAUGCUUUGAUCGAUGGGUACUGCAACAAAGGGGAUUUAGAGACGGCCUUGAGUUAUAGAGAUGAGAUGGUUAGGAGGGGUAUAAGGCCCACUAUUUCAACAUUUAACUUGCUUAUUCAUGCAAUGUUAAUGGAAGGAAACACUCUUGAAGUUGAUAACAUGAUGAGAGAAAUGGGUGAAAAAGGGAUGGCUCCAGAUGCCUUCACUUACAAUAUACUAAUUAAUGGGUAUUGCCAGUGUGGCGAUGCUAAAAAGGCCUUUGCUCUUCGUGACGAGAUGUUGGUUAAAGGGAUCCAGCCUACCCGAGUAACUUAUACCUCACUUAUUUAUGUUCUGGGUAGACGGAACAGAAUGAAGGAAGCAGAUGAUUUAUUUGAGAAAAUAGUAGGUGAGGGUAUUCGUCCAGAUGUUGUGAUGUUUAAUGCAAUGAUCGAUGGACACUGUACAAAUGGGAGCAUGGAGCGUGCAUUUUCGCUUUUGGAGAAAAUGGAUCAAUUUAAGAUUAAGCCCGAUGAAGUCACCUACAAUACACUAAUGCAGGGACUUUGCAAGGAGGGUAAAGUUGAAGAAGCACGUGAGCUUCUAGGUGUGAUGAAAAGAAGAGGGAUAAAGCCUGAUCACAUCAGUUACAACACUCUGAUAAGUGGUUAUAGCAGACGUGGCGACAUGAAUGAUGCUUUUAGGACACGGGAUGAGAUGUUGAAUGUUGGGUUCAAUCCCACACGUCUCACAUACAAUGCCCUUAUUCAAGGUUUAUGCAAGAAUAAGGAAGGAGAUCAUGCAGAAGAACUCCUCAAGGAAAUGGUUAAUAAAGGCAUCACUCCAGAUGAUGCCACUUACAUUUCACUGAUCGAGGGAAUAGGGGAAGUUCAUAAACUGAAGGAAAUGGUGACUCUUGAGUAAUGAGUGAAAGAAAUUAUCCUAUGUGGUGAUAGCAAAGAGGUGUUUUCAAAAAUGUAUGGUUGAGAGAAGUCUUUUCACCACCAGAUUUUGGGGAAAGAACCAACUGCUUCUAGACACAACAGUACAGAAUGGAUGCUUCAAUCAUUGGCAGAGUGGAGCGGACACUUUGCAAUUUCUGUUUUGGUUUCUGAAAUUGUUUACUGUGCAAAGGGUUAUAAAAUUGUCAUCUCAAGGGGGGAGUGCACUGCUUUGCUGCAACUGGUUUAUCAUAUAGCUGAUUUUUUCAUCCUGCAAGUUGUGCAUGCCAUUCAUUUUGGUAUGACUGAUUGGAGGUUGAAUUUCUUUGCUAGUGGAAAUUCCUCAAUCAGUGAGGAAUAGUCGUGAUGGUGUUUACAAGUGAUUCACGGAUGUAAUUGAGGCAAAGAGGGUGAGAUUUUUCUCGAGUCAACAAUUCGGGUCGUUCUGUCAUUUUGUAGGACACUCGCUUCCAUUACAUGAUGUGGAUCACCAGGGGAAAUAGCAAUAGAGCUUUUUCAGACAUGCGUAAUUCGUGUACUUAUUAUACAACAUCUUACUUCAAACACUGGAGUACUAAGAGUACAAUUCGGAAGACGGGCCCAGUGUAUGGGAAAUACUGCAACAAGUUAUGCUAUGGCAUCUCAUAUAGCCAAACAGAUUAGUUCUAGAAAGCAGCAAGAACUCCAGCCACGGAAGCUGUGUCUUGUGACCAUACCCCGACCAUGUGGACAAGCCUAGGAAGAAGAUAAUGCUUGGGUAUGUGAUCUUCUUGCUUAUGCGCUAGUCUAGAAGAUAUCCUAGAAUACCAAGGAGAACGGAAGAGAAGAAAGCAUCCAUAAGAAGACGACGAGGGCCAUGUUUUUGACGAAGAAGCUGUCGCAUGUUUGAUGUUUUAUUGCUGACUACGUAGUCUUGCAAGAUAUGCUGCAUGUCAAGAACUAGUCAAUUUCCCAGGCUUUUGGUAGGUUAAAUUUACAUUGUCUCGCUUGAUUCAUUGGACUAUAGUUAGGAGCAGGAAUGAUCUCUGCCCAAUAGAAAGGACAUGAUCUGGCAUGCAGAAACAUCCAUCCACAUGAUGCCCUCUUGCAUACAUCAUUGUAUUCAUCAUAUGUGAUCAUCCGGGAUAUUGCGACUUACAUUUAUAGCAUAGCGAAACUAAAAGGAUGUGAAUUUUGGUCGUA
Molecule: messenger RNA, 3308 nt
Organism: Eucalyptus grandis
Lineage: Eukaryota; Viridiplantae; Streptophyta; Magnoliopsida; Myrtales; Myrtaceae
Product: pentatricopeptide repeat-containing protein At2g15630, mitochondrial
Exons: 4
Coding region: 196-2109 (637 amino acids)
Molecular function (GO): protein binding
Source: RefSeq, a predicted model, not a curated record